Molecule: messenger RNA, 2125 nt
Organism: Durio zibethinus
Lineage: Eukaryota; Viridiplantae; Streptophyta; Magnoliopsida; Malvales; Malvaceae
Source: RefSeq, a predicted model, not a curated record
UUUGCUUACUAUCUCAAUUUCUUUAUUCACUUAUGGAAAAGGAUCAGAAGGAGAGGGAGAGAAUUGAACACUUUAGUCAUGAACAUUCGUUGGUGUUGAAUGAAGAGCAGAGUGAUGAAAGUAAAGAAGCUUGUUGCAGGGCAUGUUUGGAACCAUUGUUGGGCCCAAUUUUUAGCUGUGCAGAAUGCGAGUUUCACCUCCAUAAAAAAUGUGCCCAGGCACCCUUAGAGAUUACUAACUCCCCUUUUCAUUGUAAGCAGUCUGCUCUUACUCUUGAGGCAAAGGGACCGUUCUGUGAUUUAUGUAAGGACAAUCGUACCAUGUUUUAUUACUGUUGUUCUUUAUGUCCUGUUUCCCUUGAUAUCAAAUGUGCUCUACUUUUGCAUAACAUUGAUCAAAACUUUCGUGAGCUCAAAUAUGUUGCUCAUGAACAUCCAUUGACCUUUAUUGAAAAUCCCAAUGAUGAACUCAAAAGAGCCGAUUGUUAUUGGUGUCAAAAACCACUAGUAGACUCCUUUUAUGCUUGUCUUGAUUGUAGAUUUUACCUCCACAAGAAAUGUGCUCAGUUACCCACUCAACUUAAUCAUCCUUGGCAUCGCAAACACACUCUUUACAUUGAAGAUGCUUAUCUUGUUUGUAAGGUAUGCCAAAGGGAACAUUGGAGUUUGUUUUAUCGUUGUCUUCCUUGCAAGUUGGACAUUGACAUUGAAUGUGUUCUAUCAAAGACAUGGUUUAUUGUUGAAUACAAAAAUCAUCAUGAGCACUCAUUCACUCUAUUAUUAAGAGAUUUAGGUGACAUAUUUGUUUGUGAUGCAUGUGGUACUGAAGCAAAUUAUGUUCCUUAUAUAUGUUCCACUUGCCACAUUGUGAUCCAUGAAAAAUGCAUUUCAUUACCUCGCAUCAUCAAAACAACAAGGCAUCACCAUUGUAUUAUGCACAAUUAUUUUUUUCAAAAAAAGGAACUUGAAAAAAAAGAUUGUGGAAUUUGCCUGAGUGAAGUGAAAGCAGAGUAUGGGAGUUACAAUUGCUUGAAGCAAGAUUGCAAUUAUGUUGCCCAUGUGAAUUGUGCAUUGGACUCUGAGAUGUAUGAAAUAAUUGAUCAAGUCAAUGAUCAAGAUGAAGAGUCUAGUGAAAAUUUAGCUACAAAUUCUUCCAUCACUUGUGUUCUUGAAAGGAACGAACACGGGGAAGCUACGAAGAUAAAACAUUUCAGCCAUGAACAUGACUUAAUAUUAGGCAACAAGCUCAAGGAAGAUGAUGAUAGACAUUGUGAUGGGUGCAUGCUAUCCAUCUCAACUUUGUUUUACUAUUGUUCACAGUGUGAGUUCUUUCUCCACAAGACCUGUGCUGAAUUACCAAGAAAAAAGCAUCAUUGGUUUCAUCGAUCUCUCACCACCCUCAAUUCGGUAGACUUUUUCAGAUGUAACCGGUGUAAUCGCCUGUGCAGUGGCUUCUUCUACAAGAGUGGCAGAGCUAACUUUUGCCUAAGGUGUGCUAGAAUUUCUCAUACCCUAGGCCUCACAAGCCAAGGACACAUGCACUCUCUCUUUUUUGAUUUUAAAUUCAGUGGGAAAUGCAACGCUUGUGGUGCCACAUGUUACGAUGGUGCAUACAAAUGUAAAGAUUGCACUUUUGCUUUGGAUUUUGCAUGCAUUACACUACCACAGGAAAUUAGGCACAAGUGCGAUAAACACUUCCUCAAACUUACUUAUCUCGAUGAGAAUGAUGAUCCAGAACAACAUUACUGUGAUAUAUGUGAAAAAAGAAGAGACCCAACCCAUUGGUUUUAUCAUUGUGAAAUUUGUGAUAAUUCUGCUCAUUCCAGAUGUGUUCUUGGAAAAUAUCCAUUUAUGAGAAUCAAGAUUGGGAGCACUUUCCCGUAUGACGAUCACCCACACAGGCAUCCUUUAAUCUUUGUCAAAAAGAUUUAUGAAACCUGCUCUUUCUGUGGUAAGCCUUUCCAAGGUGUAGCACUUCAAUGUACAGAUUCUACAUGCAACUAUGUUAUCCACUACGAUUGUUGGUCUUGGGGACGGGACAUGUAGCCUCCUUCUAAGUGGGGAUGUUGUUGAAAACAGGGCUUAUUGUUUCCGAAUGUGUUGAUACUUUCCAUUGUUUUAUGAAU